Messenger RNA from Vitis vinifera (wine grape), 1708 nucleotides. RefSeq names its product proteinaceous RNase P 2. NCBI's taxonomy places the organism in Eukaryota, Viridiplantae, Streptophyta, Magnoliopsida, Vitales, Vitaceae. Gene Ontology annotation, molecular function: ribonuclease P activity; protein binding. Gene Ontology annotation, biological process: tRNA 5'-leader removal. The record is from RefSeq and is a predicted model, not a curated record.
AUGGCUGCCCAAGUCCCUUCCAAGCCCCUCAUCCUCUCUGUUCGCUCUGGUGCUGCGAUUUCCAUGCCUGGAAUGAUGGACACCAUUCUCAACCUUGGACUAAACGAUGAAGUAGUUGCUGGUUUGGCUGCAAAAAAUGGAAGGCGCUUUGUUUAUGACUCAUACAGACGCUGUCUAGACAUGUUUGGAGACGUUGUAAUGGGCAUUCCACGUUCAUCAUUUGAGGAGAAGUUAGAAAAAUUGAAGGACGCGCUGGGAGUGAUAUGGGGUGCUCUGCUUGGGGCAUGUAGGGUGCAUGGAAACAUAGACAUGUUGAGGUUUGCAGUAAAGAAAUAUUUUGAUUUGGAACCAGAAAACGCUGGAAAGUAUUUUGUCUUGUCUAAUGCUUAUGCCACUUUUGGAUUGUGGGACAAUGUUGUGGAGGUUAGAGGAGCGAUGAGGGAAUCAAGGAUGAGAAAUGAGCUUGGAUAUAGUCGGAUUGAGGUCCAAAGGGAGGUGCACUUCUUCCUUAUGGGGGAUAAAUCCCACAAACAGACUGAGCAGAUAUACGAGGCUGCUUGGAUUGUGGAUGAUACAGAUGUGGAUGAUUCAUAUAGGAGUGAUAAUGGUGAUACUGAUGAUGGAAUGGUGCUAGUCCACAUGGCAUCCUUGGGUAAUAACAGCGAGAAGGCAUGUUCCGAUUCGACCUCGACACCUGCUCCAAGCGCAGUUUCCCAAAAUUUCCGUCUCAUUUACUACCACUGCAAUGCUCUUCUCUAUCUCUGCACUAUAUCAGUCGAUGAACCUUCCUCCAAAGCUCUAGCCCUAGACUAUGGUUUUCGCAUAUUCGAUCACGUGGUUAACAGCGGCGUCACCCCCAACGAGGCCACCAUCACCGCCGUCGCUAGCCUGGCCACCGCGAAGUCUGACGGGGAUCUCGCGUUCGAGGUGGUCCGAACAAUGGUGAAUUAUGAGCUCUCGCCGCGGCUGCGGACGUAUGGGCCCGCGUUGUUCUGGUUUUGCACGAACUUGGAAGGCGAAAAGGCGUGGGUUGUGGAGGAGCAUAUGGUUUCGAUGGGGGUGCAUCCAGAGGAGCCGGAGCUGGCCGGUGUUAAGGUGAGCGCGGAGAUGGGGAGAGGAGAUAAGGUGUAUGCAUAUUUGCAUAAGCUGAGAACCGCUGUGAGGAGUGUCAGUGAGUCAACUGCGGAGAUUAUUGAGGGUUGGUUCUGCGGUGAAGCGACUUCGGAGGUGGGCGGUGCGGAUUGUUGUUUGGGUGCGAUUGAAGAGGUGGCAUUGAAGAACGGAGGUGGUUGGCACGGGCAAGGGUGGAUCGGUAAAGGGAAGUGGGUGGUUUGUAGAGCCAAAGUUGAUUCGAGUGGCCAAUGUGGCUCUUGCAGGGAGCAGCUGGCUACUGUUGACAUUGAUAGGGCUGAGACGGAGACGUUUUCAGAGUCAGUUGCGGCCAUGGCAAUGGAAAGGGAAGUCCGGUCCAAUUUUCGGGAGUUUCAGGAUUGGCUGGACAAGCAUGCUGAUUAUGAAGCUAUUGUGGAUGGAGCAAAUAUUGGGCUCUACCAACAGAAUUUUGCCUCAGGUUGUCCAACCUAAUUCCUUGACUUGUCUCCCUCGACUGUUAUAUUUGGCUUCCUCUUUUGAACUCCUAGGAAGCAGCUUUUUUCUCAAAUGGAAAGAAAGACAUCAAGUAUGUGCUGUCUAAAAUCCCAGUCUUUUA